Hibiscus syriacus is the source of this 3699-nucleotide messenger RNA. RefSeq lists its product as uncharacterized. The record is from RefSeq and is a predicted model, not a curated record. Bases 1 to 3699 code for a protein of 1232 amino acids. Lineage: Eukaryota; Viridiplantae; Streptophyta; Magnoliopsida; Malvales; Malvaceae. The transcript is spliced from 12 exons.
AUGGCAGGCAAGAGGGCAAGAGCAUAUGUGAAGGCCAUAAACGCGACCCUGUUCUUUUCGAGUGCUACGUACAACAUCAACGAGUGUAAUGAGGGUUUCACGACGGUGGUUCCUCCGAGUGAUGUUUUUGAGGAGGGUGUCUCGGAGUGGCAGUUUUCUCUGGUAGGGCAAUUUAUUGGGUCUGCUCCCAAUUUUGGUUCCCUGCAAAAGCUGGUGGAAAUUAUGUGGGGGAAAUCAAUUGCAAAGGUUAGUAUUGAUGGUUCUAAACUUUACGUUUUCUUGUUUGCUAAUGGUGCUAGUCGUGACUGGGUUCUUGAGAAUGGACCCUGGCAUAUCCAGCACAAACCGCUGGUGCUGAGGAAGUGGGAACCCAAUCUGAAGCGCCUUGAUUUCAAUUUGGAAAGGAUGCCAGUGUGGGUUCAGUUGUAUAAUAUCCCUCUUGAGCUUUACUCCAAGAAAGGGCUUAGUUAUGUUGUUAGUGCCCUAGGUGUCCCACUAUAUAUGGACUCGAUUACAGCCUCCAAGGAGCGGUUAGAGUUUGCAAAGGUUUGUGUUGAAGUUGAAGCUGGUGUUCGGCUGCCUCGUUCUAUUGCAAUUAAGUUGCGAGAUGGGAUAGUCUGCUCUGUGAUAGUGGUGAUUCCUUGGUUUCCUUCAUGGUGCUCCAAGUGUAAGAUUUUUGGACACUCGGAUAAAAUUUGCACUGUUGGAGCUGAAUUGAAGGCUUCUAUGGAAAAGGAGAUUGGUGGGCUAAGUUCUGUUGUUGUUAAAGAUGUUCUUGGAACAGAUCCAGUGGGUGGUAUGGAUACUGCUGUGGUAUCUCUUAAGGGUCAGUCUGCUUCUGGACAAAAACUAAAGGCUGUUGAAGAAGAUAUGGUUACUGGCAGUGUGGGGAGGGUGGUUUCCAAGGGUGAUACUUCUUUACCUUUAGACCCUACUUCUCAUGUAGAGUUUGAAGUCUUGGGAUCUUUGGUAGAGGAGGAUGAGGGUAGGAAGCCAAGACUUGCAUCCCAGGGUGUUGCCAACAUCCUGCUGGAAAUGAAAAACAAGAAGAAAGACCAUCUUGAAAAGACAAAGAAGCUUGGUGAGCAAGUAGGAGAAACAAGAAUUAAGGAAAUUAGGGCCUUGGAUAUGGUUGCACAGUUUGAUAAGGAUUGGAGCUAUUGUUGGAACUACAGUUGCUUGGAUAAUGGUAGGAUCUGGAUCCUAUGGAGGAAGAAUUUGCUCUUCUCAGUUCUGAAAGUGGCUGAUCAGUCUGUUACUGUUCAGGGCUGCUUGGGUGGUAGAAAUGUAGUUAUUUCUGCUGUGUAUGGUAGUAACAUUGGUGCUUCUAGGAAGGAGCUAUGGAACCAGCUUGUUGAAAUUGCUGGGGGGGAUUUUAAUGUAAUUGCUAAAGAUGAGGAGAGUUCAAAUUAUGUAGAUGGGCACCUUACUUCUGAAAUGGAGGAUCUAAGAAAUUGUAUGGAUAAUUUGGGGCUUGAGGAACAUCCAUUUUUUGGGCCUACUUUCACCUGGUCUAAUAAACAUGAAGAGGGCUUCCUUGAUAGGAAGUUAGAUAGAGUGCUUGUUAAUGAUAAAUGGUGUGAGGCAUUCCCAAAUUCUCAUGUAGAGUUUCAAGCACCAGGUGUGUCUGACCACUGUUUGGCUGUUACUUGGUACUUCCAUGAAGGCCUUGCUUCAAGGCAAAAGCCAUUUAAAUACUUUAAUUUCUGGGCUUUACAUCCAGAAUUUAAGGUGGUUGUUGGGAAGUCUUGGACUGAGGCUGUGCAGGGGGACCCUAUGCAGGCUUUAUUCUACAAAAUGAAGAGGUUGAAGCCUGUGUUGAAAGCAUUCAACAGAAAAUGUUAUUCUAAUAUCUCUGAGAAAGUUGCUGAAAAGAGAGAACAUUUGGAGAAACAACAGGUAGUGGUUCUAAAUGGAGGGAGUCUUGAUGAUGUGGUUGUGGAAAAAAAACUGCAUCAAGAGCUUGUUGAAUUAAAAAAGGCUGAAAUGAUAUUCUAUCAGCAAAAAGCCAAGGUGGAUUGGCUGCUAGAUGGGGAUCAGUGCACUAAGUUCUUCCAUGCUCAAGUUGCUGUCAAAAGGAAAAGAAACACAAUUAGAGUUAUGGUUGAUGAGAGGGGUAACAAACUAGAAACUUUUGAGGCUAUGGCUGAAGAAUUGGUAAGUCACUUCACUAUGCAGAUUAGUUCUAUUGAUGAUAAUGUUCAAGGGUGUUCUGACAUAUUCCUAAGGGACCUGCUGGGGUUCACACUUCUUGAAGGUGCUGAUACUAAUUUGGUGAAAGCUGUCUCUAAUGAUGAAAUCAAAGUGGUCAUUUGGAAUCAGGGCAAGGAUAAAGCUCCUGGCCCUGAUGGAUUUACUGCUGCCAUUGCAUUAGUUCCUAAGCAACCCAAUUCCUGUAAAGCUGUGGAUUUUAGACCCAUAUCAUGUUGCUCAGCUUUUUAUAAAACUGUUACUAAGAUUCUGGAGCUUGUUAUGGGGUAUGGUAGAAAUUUUAUUUCCCCUAGAUGUGCUAUUAAAGCUGAUUUGCAGAAAGCUUUUGAUUCUAUAAGCUGGAAAUUUUUGCUUGCUAUUCUGAAGGGGUUAGGGUUGCCAAAGCAGUUUAUAAGUUGGAUAGUGGCUUGUGUUAUGGACUCUAGAUUCUCCAUUGUGUUGAAUGGAAGCCUUGUGGGGUUCUUCAAAGGUGGUAGAGGAGUUAGGCAGGGGGAUCCUAUGUCCCCCUACCUAUUUGUGAUAGCCAUGAACAUUCUUUCCAAGUUGCUUGGCAUUGCUGCCUCUGAAAAGAUUUUUCAAUUUCAUUCUAAGUGCAGAAAGGUGAACCUAACUCACUUAUGUUUUGCUGAUGAUCUACUUAUCUUUUGCAAAGCUAGUUUAGAUUCAAAUGUUAGGGUGAAAUGUGUUUUGGAGAGGUUCUAUGAGAUAUCUGGACUGAGGCUUAAUGCUUCCAAAACUGAAAUUUUUAUUGAUGGUGUCAAUGGUAAUCAAAAGGCUUUGGUGCAUGAGGUUACUGGAUUCAAAAUUGGUUGCCUCCCUGUGAGAUAUUUAGGAGUACCUCUUGUCCCCAGGAAAUUAACUGAGAAGGAUUGUGUUAAUCUGCUUAUUCUCCCUGCUGCUGUGGUUAAAAGAGUGGACCAGCUUUGUGCUAGGUUCUUUUGGAAGGGAGGUGAUGUUCCAGCUAAGGGGGCUCGGGUUAAGGAGAUUCUUGUUGCUGAGGGCUCUCUUUGGGUUGCUUGGGUGAGGACAUAUGUUCUUAAAGGGGCUGAUUUCUGGUCUAUGGAGUGCAAAGCCUCGUUCAGCUGGAGCUUGAGGAAAAUUUUGAAAGCCAGGGAGGAAGUAUAUCCUCUGUUUGUAGGAAUCACGGAUUGGGACAAGGUCAAUGCUCGAUGGUUGUGGCAGGGGCUUAGGGGGAGGAAGGAGAAGGUUGGGUGGCAGAAGAUUAUAUGGUUCCCCAUGCAUAUACCCAAGCACUCCCUCAUUGCUUGGAUGGCGGUCCUUGAUAGGUUGCCUACUGCUGAUAGGCCGUUUGGUAAGGGAUUAUGCGGCUGUGUAGCAUUGAUAGAACUGUGGGAAAUUAGGAGGAGGAACUGGACUGGGCGUUAUCUCGAUUCAGAGCUUGGGGGAUUAGCACUCCCUAGGAGGUUGUCUCUGGUUUGGAUGUCUGUUUUUGGCUGUAGCAGUGAGUUUCUACUGCUUCUUGGAUAA